Rotaria socialis is the source of this 2670-nucleotide messenger RNA. The record is from the annotation of a GenBank genome assembly. NCBI's taxonomy places the organism in Eukaryota, Metazoa, Rotifera, Eurotatoria, Philodinida, Philodinidae.
AUGUUGCAGCAUAAACUAUAUUUCUAUGGAAAGUUCUUUUUGAAGACCCAUUCCCAAUAUCGUGUAGCAUACAUUGCUCGUCGUACGAUUUCGUACGAUCAACAUGAAUCUCCGACCGUCCCUCAUCAUAUUCAUUCAACACCAACAUUAAAACUAACUGAAAAACUUCCUUCAUCAUGUCAUAUUCUCAUUGCUGGUGGCGGCAUUAUUGGCCAAUCAAUUGCUUAUCAUUUAAGUGAAAUUGGCGUUAAAGAUGUUGUACUUAUUGAAAAAGCCAAAUUAGCAUCGGGCGCAACAUGGCAGAGCUCUGGGCGAGUAUCUCUUCUACACAAUACAGUUAUUGAAACACAUUUCGCGAAAUACUCAAGACAGUUAUAUGAAAAAUUGCAUAAAGAAGGACAUGAUAUUGGUUUUCAUGAAAUCGGUAGUAUAUGGAUCGCUCAAACGCCUGAUCGGCUGCAUACACUUCAACGACAAUAUUCUGCAAUGAGAGCAUUAGGUAUUGGUUGUGAAAUAUUAAAAACAGAAAAAGUAGUUGAAAAAAUACCGAUUAUUAAUCAACAAGAAAUAUGGGGCGGUCUAUUGAUUUCCGAUGAUAUCAUGGUAGAUCCUGUACCAUUAUGUUUAACAUUUGCUCGAUCAGCCAUAGAUAAAGGAGUAAAAAUUAUUGAAGAUUGUUAUGUCACAGAAAUUCUUACAGAAAAACAACGUGCUGGACAAUAUGAUCGAGUGACUAGUGCUGUAACAUCACAAGGAGAAAUAACAUGCGAUGCUUUUAUUAAUUGUACAGGAAUGUGGGCACGAGAACUCGGAUUUCAAUCUUCUCCAAGCGUUCGAAUUCCUACAAUGGCAUGUGAAUAUGUGUGUUUAAAAACAAAAUCAAUAGGAAAUUUUCCUAGUGAUAUUCCAAUUGUGCAUAAUCCAGAAGAACGCUUUUAUAUACAACCAUUACUUGAUCAUAGUUUAUUAAUUGGUGGUUUUCUGCGUCAAUCAAAACCUGUUUUUACAAAUGGUGUACCAGACACAUUUCAUUUUUCUCUUCUACCCGAUAAUUGGGACGAUUUUCAUUGGAUAUUAAGCAAUGCUAUUAAACGAUUUCCUAUUCUUGCCGAAAGUGAAUACGAAAUAUUAAUUACUGGUGCUGAUAGUUAUACACCUGAUGGUCGUGUAAUUAUGAAUGAAUCAGCUGAAAUUGAUAAUUAUUUCGUUGCCUCGGGUACAAAUGGACAUGGUAUAGCACUGGCUGGUGGUAUUGGUAAAUAUAUGGCUGAAUUAAUACAUAAGGGAAACACAGAUUUCAGUACAUGGCCAGUAGAUAUACGCCGUUUUAUGCGCCUGCAUACAAAUAAACGUUUUCUUGAAGAUCGUCUACGAGAAAUACCAGGAAAACAGUAUUCAUUAAAAUAUCCAACAUACGGUAUGUCAUUGUAUCGAACGGGUCGAAAAUUACGUGUUUCACCAUUACAUUCAAAAUUACAAGCCGCUGGAGCAGUUUACGGUGAAGUACUUGGUUAUGAACGUCCAUUAUUUUUUAAACCCGAUGAAGCAGAUAAAAAUUACGAAGAUUUAAGUAAACAGGGAACAUUCAGUAAAGCACGAUGGUUUAAUACAGUUAAAAAAGAAUACAAUGUUUGUCGAAAAGGUGUGGCUAUUAUCGAUAUGACAUCAUUUACAAAAUAUGAACUGAAAUCAGCUAAUCGAAGUGUUGUGGAUUUUCUUCAAAUGCUGUGUGCAAAUAAUAUUGAUAAACCAAUUGGUACUGUUGUUCAUACGGGAAUGUUAAAUGAACAAGGUGGUUAUGAAAAUGAUUGUUCUGUAAUACGUCUUGGAGAAUAUCAUUUUCUUUUGGUGAGUCCCACAGCACAAUCUACUCGUAAUAUGAAAUGGCUUAAAUCUCAUGUACCAGAAGAUGGUUCUGUUCUUCUAUCAGAUGUAACAUCUUUGUAUACAGCAUUGAAUGUGAUUGGACCAAAAGCAAAAUAUUUAUUGGCAGAAUUGAGUGAUGAAGAUUUUAAUGAUUUUGCAAGAAUGACUUGUCAAGAAAUCGAUGUUGGCUUUGUUAGUCAUAUCUAUGCCAUGCGAUUAACACAUACUGGUGAAGAUGGUUUUAUGCUCUAUAUACCAUCAGAAUACGCUUUAUGCGUAUACGACAUGUUAAUGGAACAAGGCAAAGAUUAUGGAAUCAUUAAUGCCGGAUAUUUUGCACAACGAACUCUUCGAAUCGAACGAAUGUAUCCAUCUUGGGGACAUGACAUCGAUAAGAAAACCACACCGUUUCAUUUAAAUCGAGAAUAUCAUGUUUCAUUCGAUAAAGAAUUUAUUGGUAAAGAAGCUUUAUUAAAACAGCGAAAAGUAGGAAUGCAAAAACGAUUCGUUCAAUUCCUUCUUGAAAAUCAUAAUCUCGAUGCCGAUCCAUGGCCAUGGAGUGGUGAACCUAUUUAUCGUAAUGGUGAAUUUUGCGGUUUUGUUACAUCAUCAGCAUAUGGCUUUACACUAGGCAAACAAGUCUGUUUAGGACAUGUUCAUGCUCCUUCUUCAGUAAAUAUAACAAUGAAUUAUAUUCGUGGUGCAACAUAUGAAAUUGAUAUAGCGACUAAACGAUUUAGGGCACGUCCCAAUUUAUAUCAACCGUCGGAGAUGGGUCCGACCGUUCAACUUAAUAUGAACUAG